Molecule: messenger RNA, 2758 nt
Organism: Vigna angularis (adzuki bean)
Lineage: Eukaryota; Viridiplantae; Streptophyta; Magnoliopsida; Fabales; Fabaceae
Product: trifunctional UDP-glucose 4,6-dehydratase/UDP-4-keto-6-deoxy-D-glucose 3,5-epimerase/UDP-4-keto-L-rhamnose-reductase RHM1
Exons: 2
Coding region: 630-2618 (662 amino acids)
Biological process (GO): nucleotide-sugar metabolic process
Molecular function (GO): dTDP-glucose 4,6-dehydratase activity
Source: RefSeq, a predicted model, not a curated record
CUUUAUUCUCAAGUCCUAAAUCAUAUGUUAGAACUUUUUUUAUGAUAAUCACUGAAUGAGACACGUUUCAAUCAGUUGUAAAAUGCACUUUAACAAUUCUAAAAUUAAGGUUGUGGUCAUGGAGAUCAAGAAGUGUGAGGUAACCAAUUGCAGACCAAAAUUAAGGUUCUAACAAUUUUCGGAUCAUAGUCCACGUUUGUGAGAAUUAUAACCUCUGGAGGAACAUGAAGACAACCAAUUAAUCUCCAACAGAGUACUAUUUUCUCUCUCCUCUUUUUUUAUCAUUGCACUCUAAUUGCUUCCAUUUCUCUCAACCAUACCUUUAUCAAACCAUAAAACUUAUUGUAAGUAAAAAGCAUAUCUGCUCCUUCCUCAAGACAUCACAAUCAUUAGCAACAAAAUUUACCCUUUGUCUUAUGUCCAAUGUGUCUCUGGGAUAAUUCUCAAACUGUGUGAUAUGCAUUAUUUCUUGUGAUAUGUGAUUUUGUUAUCUGUCAAUUUGGAUUGCCAAUACCAUAUUCAUUUCUAGAGGUUAAGCUUAUUUUUCCCCUUUUCUUGAGAUUGAUCCUUGUUCUUUUUUUCAGUAACAGAACAUUGUAGAUAGGAAACCAUAUACGUAAAGAAGAAAAAUGUCAUCAAAGACAACCAUGUAUGAGCCAAAAAACAUCCUCAUAACUGGAGCUGCUGGUUUCAUAGCCUCGCAUGUCACUACCAAGCUAAUCAACAAGUACCCUAGCUACAAGAUUGUAGCUCUUGAUAAAGUAGACUACUGCUCCACUGUGAGGAAUUUGAGGUCAUGUAUUUCAUCACCAAACUUCAAAUUUGUUAGGGGUGAUAUAGCUACUGCAGAUAUGGUGAAUCAUAUUUUGAUAGAAGAGAAAAUAGACACCAUUAUGCAUUUUGCUGCUCAAACUCAUGUGGACAAUUCAUUUGGGAACUCCAUGGAAUUCACCUACAAUAAUAUCUAUGGCACUCAUGUGCUUCUUGAAGCUUGCAGGGUCACCAAUUAUGUCAAAAGGUUCAUUCAUGUCAGCACAGAUGAGGUCUAUGGUGAAACAGACUUAGAGGAUAAUAUUGGAAACCAUGAGACAUCUCAGCUUCUACCCACCAAUCCUUACUCUGCAACAAAAGCAGGAGCAGAAAUGUUGGUCAUGGCCUACCACAGGUCUUAUGGUCUUCCAGUUAUAACUUCCAGAGGCAAUAAUGUGUAUGGUCCCAACCAAUACCCAGAAAAGCUUGUUCCUAAGUUCAUCCUUCUUGCCAUGAGGGGUGAGAAAUUGCCAAUCCAUGGAGAUGGAUCAAAUGUGAGGAGCUACCUCCACUGUGCAGAUGUAGCAGAAGCUUUUGAUGUCAUACUCCACAGAGGAGAGAUUGGCCAAAUUUACAACAUUGGCACCAAGAAAGAAAGGAGUGUGUUAGAUGUUGCAGAGGAUAUAUGCAAACUCUUUAAAUUGAAUCCUAAAGAUGUUAUUGAGUUUGUUCAAGAUAGGCCUUUCAAUGAUAAGAGAUAUUUUCUUGAUGAUCAAAAGCUCAAACAACUUGGUUGGGAGGAGAGAAUUUCCUGGGAGGAAGGACUCAAGAGAACAAUUGACUGGUACCAAGAGAAUCCUGAUUGGUGGGGUGAUGUUUCCACUGCUUUAAACCCUCAUCCACGUUUCUCAGCCAUCAAUCUCUCUGAUGAGGCUCAAUGGUCCUUUCAAUAUGGAUUCUGUAGGCUUGCAAGGUCAUUUACCGACAUUCGAGGAAGAAACACUUCAGGAUUCAAGUUUUUGAUAUAUGGGAGGACUGGUUGGAUUGGGGGUUUGUUGGGAAAGCUUUGUGAUGAGGACAGAAUUGAUUGGGAAUAUGGGAGAGGGAGAUUGCAAGAUAGAAAAUCACUUGAGGAGGACAUAAGAAGCGUAAAGCCAACCCAUGUGUUGAAUGCAGCUGGUGUUACAGGAAGGCCUAAUGUUGAUUGGUGUGAAUCACACAAGGUUGAAACUAUAAGGACUAAUGUUGUAGGCACUUUAACACUGGCUGAUGUUUGCAAGGAACAAAACUUAUAUAUGAUGAAUUUUGCAACUGGUUGCAUAUUUGAGUAUGACAAGGACCACCCUCUAGGAUCAGGCAUUGGGUUCAAGGAAGAGGACAAACCAAAUUUCAUAGGCUCCUUCUAUUCCAAGACCAAGGCCAUGGUGGAGGACCUUCUAAGAAACUACGCAAAUGUCUGCACAUUGAGAGUUAGAAUGCCAAUAUCCUCUGAUCUUAGCAAUCCAAGAAACUUCAUCACAAAGAUUUCUCGUUACAAUAAAGUGGUAAACAUACCUAACAGCAUGACAGUACUAGAUGAACUCUUACCCAUAUCCAUUGAAAUGGCUAAGAGGAACUUAAGAGGGAUUUGGAACUUCACCAACCCAGGGGUGAUUAGCCACAAUCAGAUAUUAGAAUUGUAUAGGGAUUACAUAGAUCCACAGUUUAAAUGGGAGAAUUUUGAUUUGGAAGAACAAGCAAAGGUAAUAGUUGCUCCAAGGAGUAACAAUGAAAUGGAUGCUUCCAAGCUCAAAAAAGAGUUCCCAGAAUUGUUGUCCAUCAGAGAUUCCAUUAUCAAGUUUGUCUUUGAGCCUAACAAGAAAACUUGAAGAUGUUAAAGAUUUUGCUCUUUUGAAAUACCAUUGGAUCUGAAUUUUCAUGUGGAAGACUGAUUGUAAGAAUUCAAACAUAGGGUCGAGUGUUCUUGUUCUUUUAUGUAGUCACCAUAUUAUAUGAAACAUUUUGCACU